Messenger RNA from Loa loa (African eye worm), 2739 nucleotides. RefSeq lists its product as hypothetical. Bases 1 to 2739 code for a protein of 912 amino acids. Gene Ontology annotation, cellular component: plasma membrane; catenin complex. NCBI's taxonomy places the organism in Eukaryota, Metazoa, Nematoda, Chromadorea, Rhabditida, Onchocercidae. The record is from RefSeq and is a predicted model, not a curated record. Gene Ontology annotation, molecular function: cadherin binding; calcium ion binding. The transcript has 16 exons. Gene Ontology annotation, biological process: homophilic cell-cell adhesion.
AUGUUCCGAGAAAUCUCAAUAGUAGAAUAUUUGCAACAAGAGAAGCAAUAUUAUAUUUCAGAUGGUCAAUCAAGUCGUGCAUUGGUAAAUGUUCACGUGGAAGACGUAAAUGAUAAUGCACCUGUAUUUUAUCCAGAACAAUAUAAUGUAUCGGUACGAGAAAAUAUUGAAAUUGAUAGUUUACUGAUAUUAUUAUCAGCUAAUGAUGCUGAUAGUGGAAAGUAUGGUGAGGUGCAUUAUCGGUUUGUAACCGAAGAAUCGGAUUCUUUCCGAUUGGAUGGAAAAUCCGGUCGCUUAUAUGUACAAAAUAAAUUAACAAAGGAAGAUUAUCAUUUAACAGUGGAAGCGAUAGAUGGAAAUGGAUUGGUUAGCGAGAAACCGGCUAUUAUUCAUAUCAAUGUUAUCAGUAAUUCCAUUCCAAUACCACAAUUUACAAGUAUACUAUAUCAAUUUAAUGUUUUGGAAGAAACUCUUCCAGGUAUUACGAUUGGUAAGGUUAAAGCUAAUGGAUUAUUUCCAAUAAGCUACAGUGUAUAUUCUGGUGAUUCGGAUCAUUUCUUUACAAUUGAUGCUAAAAAUGGACAAAUUAAUGUUGCACAAUAUUUGGAUGCUGAUAAAUGGGAACAAUUAUUAAUUAAUGUUCAGGCACAAAUGAAAGAUGGUGGAAUAAAUUAUACACAAAUUCUUAUCAAAUUAACUGAUACCAAUGAUAAUGCACCAAAAUUUGAAAUGGAUAAAAUGGAAGCAUAUAUUUAUGAAAAUCAUCCAAUACAUCAACCAUUCUUUGCUGUACAAGCAUAUGAUAAGGAUCGUGGAAAGAAUGGUGAAGUGAUAUAUGCAUUGAUAAAAAGUGAACCAGAAUGUCCAGUUUCAAUUCGACCAUUAACUGGUGAAUUAGUAUUGUUGACAAAUUUGGAUUUUGAAAUGAUUAAUAAAUAUUGGUUGGUGAUACAAGCGCAUGAUCAAGGAGUACCACCACAUUCUUCCAAUAUCACUAUUAUACUUAAUGUUCUUGAUAUUAAUGAUAAUAAACCGGAAUUUAAUGAACAAAUAUAUUCCAUUAAAAUACCAGAAGAUAUUCCGCUUAUGACCGAUAUAUUAAUUGUUCAAGCGAAUGAUCGAGAUAGUGAACAGAAUGGUAGGAUAAGUUAUCGAUUGAAUGAGGGAAAUCAUGAUUUCGCUAUUCAUCCGGUAAACGGAAAUAUUUUCGUAAAUGGAACACUUGAUCGUGAAAUGAUUGCCGAAUAUCAUUUACAUGUUAUUGCUAACGAUAACGGAAAACCAGAAUUAUCAUCUCAAGCCAUUGUUCAUAUCAAAAUUCUGGAUAUAAACGAUAAUUCACCAAAAUGUCCAAUGAGAAAUUCCUUUACGAUAACUGAUGACAUUAAUACUGGUGUGACAUUUGAAAAACUGAUUGCAACAGAUCCGGAUGAAGGUUUAAACGGAAGUUUAUUAUAUCGUUUACAAGUUGAAGAUGUCAAUUUUGCUAUUCAGAAUAAUGGUGAAUUAUUUGUGAAACGGAAAUUUACCGGAAAAGAUUAUCGGAAAGAAAGUCGUUUAUCAGUAAUUGUUCUUGAUCGAAAUGGUGAUAUGCAAGCUCGUUCAACAAUUUGUCCAAUUCGUAUUAGUAUUGAAAAAAUACAUUCUAAAGUCAAAUUUUUGGAACCAAUUGAUCGCAUCAUUAAGAUCGAUGAAAAAUGCGCAUCCGGUUGCAUGUUGAAAAUGCUUAAUGGAACGGAUAUUGCUAGAUGGGAAAUUGAAAUGAGUGAUAUUUCAAGUAAUUUUGAAAUUUGGAAUAAUACAAUUCGUACUUCCAAAUAUUUCAAUGCAGCUACAAUAAAUGAUAAUGGAACAUUAUCCAUAAUAGCAUUUGAUAAUGAUGAACGACAAAAACAAAUUACAUUUAUCAUUCGUAAAUCAACUUUAGAAAUUACACAUCCAAUUGAUAAGACAACUGUGAUAAGAAUAUCAAAGACUACUCCAGUUGGUUCAAAAUUGGUGACAUUAAGCAAUGAACAAAAUAAUGAGACAUUUUGGCAUUUAGAAAAUGAGACAGAUGCAUUCUACCUGGAUAGUAUCACUUCUAAUUUAUAUCUUGCAACAAAUAUCCGUUGGAUUUUUAAUAAAAAUUUUCUACUCAAAAUUAUAAAAUGGAAUUUAUCAAAUUAUUAUCAAAUUGAACAACAAAAUAUUUAUAUCGAAAUUGAGCCAACAAAUAUCUAUUGGCCACAAUUUUUUAAUUGUCCACGAUUUUUUACAAUUAAAGAAAAUGAGCCAACAGGUUCAAUAAUUGGGAAAAUAUCUGCUGAAGAUAUGGAUGAUAAUAGUGAUGGACAAUUAACCUAUUCGUUAGUUCAAGGUUCAACAAGUUUAUUUUCAAUUGAUCCGGACACUGCUGAAUUAAUACUAAUACGUUCGUUACAUUGGGAAAAGGAUUUAUCAUUGUUUGUGGUUGUAGAAGUGGAAGAUAAUUAUCGAAAUGUGAUAAAACAUUCACAUUGUGCUGUUUUUAUCAAUGUUGAAGAUAUCAAUGAUCAUCAACCACAAUUUUUAAGUUCAUCAACGAUAACGAUAGAUGAUAAUUUUGUUGAAGGUGAUAUCAUUCAUCAUGUUAUUGCUAUAGAUGAUGAUGCUGGUGAUAAUGCUAAAAUUACUUAUACGCUUAUCAAUGAUAAAACAAAUGACACAUUCAUUAUCGAUCCAAAUACUGGUAUUUCACAUUUAAUUUUUCAUUCAUAA